AUGGAGUCCAUUUAUCAACUAUGUGCACCUAAUUUAAACAUUAAAAAUGCACAAAAAGUUGUAACGGAUUUGAAUAACUUACGAAAUUCCGUAACUGCAAAGUAUUAUGAACAAUUAGAUGAAGAAAAUAAAAAUUAUUUACUCGACUUUCUUGUGAAAGCUCUUCCUGAAAUCUGGGAAAUUGGAUCAUCUCAGAUUAAGUUUGCUGCUGCAGCUGCUUAUGGAGAUUUAUUUAUUAGAUUAGCUCCAUUUGAAUACAAAACAUUAACUGAACGUGUUAUAAGGGAAAUUUCCUUCCUCACAUCAGGCCUUGUUCUUCAACUAUCCGGCGUUUGCUUCCUUUCUAAGUUUUAUAGUUCAGUCGAUUUUGGCGAAAUUCUUAAUAGUACACCAUUUAUGCACUUGUUUAAGUUCGAAGAUACAGAUAGAAUACCAAACUUAGUCAAAUACAUGAAAAAGCUUCCAAUUGUAUUUUUACAAAAUCUUGCAGAAUAUUUUGUUCAAUUAUUUACAUUUACACCAUCAAAUAGGCAUUAUGCUGCGGCAAUAUCUAUACUUACUGAAGAGGAGCCAGAAGAAUUCAUUAAUAUCAUAAAAGAUGAAACUCCACCACAAUAUAUCGGUCAAUUCUUUUCAAACAAGGCUCCAACAUUUCCACAUAGCCUUCUUGACGAAUACAAAACUCAAUUAAUGGAAAUUAUUACAAAUCCCGAAUCUACAAAUUUAGAUUACGAAAUGUCAUGUGUAACCUUAAGUCUUUUCAUACGCAGUGAACAACUCAAUCUAGAUGACAUAGAAAAGCUAAUUACCCGCGAAAUGGUCCAAAAUUCGAAAGUAAUUUCAUCAUUAUUAAAAUUACCAAUUAAACCAGAAAUAAUUCGCGAGUUAUUUACUUUCACACCAAGUAUUCCUCAAGAAAAGCCUGAAGAAGAAGUCGAAGCAUCACCUUUACUCGGCCAAGUUGAAGAAAAACAAGUUUCAGCACAAAAUCCACAUGAAGUAAACUUAGAUUUCGGAAAAUUCGAAUGUCCAAAGAAUUUAAUUGUUCCAUUAAUGGAGUAUUUCUCAGCAAAUCUCAUCUUUACACCAGAAUUAGUUUCAUUAGUUGGAAAUACUCUCGAUGACAAUGAUCCAAACUACAGUGAUGCAUUAAGAACACUUGGAGAUGUUGCCAGAAAGCUUCCUUCAGAAGAACUGAAUCGUUUGCUCUUCAAAGCCUUUUCAAUUGUUUCAAACAACUGGAUUCACUCACUUUGGACAUUGAAACUGAUUGGCCAACUCGAUUUCACGAGAAUGUCAAAGGACAUGACAGAAAAAGCCUUCAAAAUCAUUGAAGACGCUGUUAUGUCACAAACUGACAAACUUCACAUAACCGGCUGCCAAACGGUUUUGAAAAUUAAGAACACAUUGCCUUUCGACCAAUUUAAGAUUUUCAUUGACAAGUUCAUAAGAAAACUUGACAUUUUCAAUGAAUUCGAUUUCGAGAGGCGUGUUUCAUUUUUGGCAAAAACAUUUUACGUAAUGACAGGCGGCUGGACAUUAUCUUUCAUGCACAUUGCAACGAUGGUUAGUGAAGCGAUGAGUAUAUUCAAUUUCAGUCCAAAGGUUUUAGAAGGAAUUUUCUAUAUCCUUGCUGUUUUCUCGAGCAACAUGAAGAAUAUCGAGAACACGAUGUAUUUCACUAGAUACGCGUUAGGUGUCAUUGUUUCACAAUACGAACAAUUCACAGGCUACAAAAUGGAAUUUCCUUUGACAAGUCCUCUUUCUAAGGCAAUUAUAAAGAAUGACAUUCCGCUAAGGAAAGUUGACAGUGAUAUUACACAGCACCCAGAACAUGGACACAGACAAGUUAUGUCUACUUCUCUGACAGCUCUUAUUUUCUUGUCAAAAGUGCAAUGGGGUGAAAUGCCUGUAGAUAAAAGUGACUUGGUACUUUUGACGAAUUUUGCCACUAUUUUAUGUCCACUUUUCACUGAUGAGUGCAUUAGAUUGGCAACUGUUUUACUUGAUAACCAGUCCGCCGACAAAAUUGCAUUCGAAGAGUUCAUAAAAGAGUGCAUAAAAUACGUGAGAACAAAGCGUCAGAAACUUGGAAUUAUUACUGUCAUUGAAAUGGCUUCUAAACGAUUGGAAAUGAAUCUCGAUGACUUUGUCGAAGUCGAUGAUAUCGCAAGAGAUAUCAGGAAGUUCAUUUUGGCCAUGAAAGAUUUGGAUUUCGUCACAAUAAGAACUGUCAGAAAUUUCCUCAAAAAAUACGAUUAUUUGAUCAGUGAUUUGCAAGCUGAAAAAAUCUGUAUAGAAAACGAAAGAUAUCUCAUUAGAACGCAAUUGGAAAAUAAUAAUGAUACACCUGUAAACAUGCCAAUUAUCAAUGAGCAUCCCGAAGCUUUGGAUACAGUUAAAAGAGCUCAAAUCGAUGUAGAAGAAAGCGAAGACAUGUCAAUUGACGAAAGCCAAGAUUUCGCUUUUGACGAAAAAGAAUUCAAUUCUUUGACAAUUCCUGACAGUUCUGAUGUCAGAAAAUACCUUCCAACAUUGACACCGUUUAUAGCUCUUAAACUAGAAAUCCCUGAUUAUGUUCUUUCUCUUCCAAUUAUUGUCCACACUUGUAAUUAUUCAAGAGCUUUGUUACCGAAUAAUUUACUUGAAAAAUUCCUUGAAUUCGCUUUGAGAAAGAAAGAUGGAAGAGCUGUUUUGGCUGUCCUCAGAGUGAUGACAUUCAACAAGUACUAUUACCCUGUUGAAAAGCUUUUAACUAACAAGAUCUUCGAGAACAGCAGAUAUUUGUACAUGAUUUUGGCCAUUUUAUCAAUGAAAUACCAAACAAUCAAUAGUUUGCCUGAUUUCGCUCUUGAUUACAUCAAAAGCAUCACUUCUGAUGAUUUCGUUGAGUUCGUAAUCAAUUCAACGAGAUCAACAAGAAGGAAUGCCACUGCAUUAAUCAAGUUUGAUCCUCAAUAUUUCAACAGUAAACUAGAACCAAUUGAAAAAUGGUCAUCAACACAACUCAAAAAUCUGUUUUGGAUUUUCCCAUUGAUGAAAUCGAAGGUCACAGCAAUAAUCCGCCAUAUUUUGGACAUUACAAGGAACUCUAGAAAGAAGAGACCAAUAGCACUCCAUCUCUUGGCAGCAUGUCUAAACGACAGGAAAGAAAAAGCUCUAAUUAAAACUGCUCAUGCUGAAAUUCGUCACUUUUUGUUGGAUGAAAAACCAGAAUUUGACAACACUUGCCAAGUUUGGAUUCUUGCAUUGGUUUCCAUUGUCUGCCAUCGUGUUCAAGGUGAUGAAAGCGGUGCUGAUGACUUCAUAAAGAUGUCAAAUGCCGUUGGAAAUCAAUCAACAUUUGGUGGAUUACUUUUAUUAGAAAUUAACGGACAAAAUUUGACAAAUGUGAAAUUCAUUUCACAACUCUUGUAUUAUUCACAGAACUCGAUGUAUUUGCAUGUUCUCCAAUACCUCAGAAGAACUACUGAAGGAAAUGCCAUCACAUUACCUCAAAACUUGAUUGAUUACAUCAUGAAAGCAAAGAAGAAUUUGUCGUUUAUGGAAGCAAAAGAAUUAUCACUUUUAUUGAUUCAACAUUUAUCAAAGAAACCAACGAGAGAAGCUACUGUUGAACUAUUCAAUCAGUUUGUUGCAAUGGCCACCACUACUCCUCAAUCGUGUUAUUCCACUUUGUAUGUUCCAUUCUUUAAGAGUUGUUUGAGUUUGUUCAGAUCGAGUUUCCCUGAAAACAAAAAGAUUUUGGAUCUUAUACAGCCAUGUUUCGAUUUACAGUAUGUUCCUUUACCUGUUGUAGAUCUUUGCUUCUCUGUUUGCCAGAAGAUUAAAGAUGUCGAGCAAGGUUUGUGUCUCUUCCCUCCUUAUUUGAGGCAAUUCACUUCUUCCAUUACAUAUAACGUUGCUGAACAAGCAGCUCUUUUCUCAUUGAAACACGUGAAGUCUGAAUCACCUGAUGUAUCUGUUUGGGUGCCUAUUUGCAAGAGAUUCUUUGACUCUUUCUAUGCAGCUGUUUCGAUAUUGAAGAGACAGAAAUCUACUGUUGAUAUUUUGUCUUCUUGCUUCAAAAAUUCAGGAAAGAAAUCUCUUGAAAUGGUUUUAGAUGCAAAGAAGAGACCAUUUUCUAUCUUCUACGCUGUACUUGACCAGAGUGAUGCAACACCAAAAGAACUUGAUAACUUCAUCAAUGAAAUGAUCAAGGAUCUUCAUUAA
This is a messenger RNA of Trichomonas vaginalis G3, 4212 nucleotides long. Its product is annotated as armadillo (ARM) repeat-containing protein family. The record is from RefSeq and is a predicted model, not a curated record. The coding region runs from base 1 to 4212 and encodes 1403 amino acids. The transcript has a single exon. NCBI's taxonomy places the organism in Eukaryota, Parabasalia, Trichomonadida, Trichomonadidae.